AUGCCUCCAACAAAGGUCCUGGAGCGGAACCCUGCGUCAAUACAGGACUCAUGGCUUGUUCCCAGUGCUCUUUGGUUAAGUAUUGCUCAGGACGAUGCCAACGUCAACACUGGUCCAAACAUCGCCUUGAUUGUGAACACCAGUACUUGCAACACGACUGGGAACCGGGCUGGAUCGUCUUCUUCUGUCGACAACUUCAAAAAUACAGGAUUUCCCGCAUAUGACAUCCUCCAGCUUCAGCAUAACGAGGGCGAGCUCUAUACCAAAGAUCUCAAAAUUUGCAUGACAGCUGCUAGUGAUAUUCGCAAUCUUGUCCAAACCGUCAACCGUCUUCCGAAUGGGUACCCGGGAAAAAUCGAUAUUCUCCUCAACAACAGCAACACGGUCGUUCUCAACCGGAUGCUGGUCAUCCUCUGUGCUCUUCUCACUCCUGGACCAUCCAUCGACGAAUCUGCCGAACUGGCCCUGCAUCUGAUGUAUUCUGCCAGCCUUCCUGAAACUGCGGCGUCGUACAUGCGUUACUGCGUGAACACCAUAUACGGCGAAGAGCUUGCUGACGGAGAAAUGUCCUUCCAAACAACACUACGAACCCGCGGGCGUGGAAAACUAUACUCUGCACAGCCAGCUUCUGGGAUCAAAAAGCCAAUGGAGAUGUUUUCUUCAACAUGCAGUCUCUCGAAGACGAUCGAUGCAAUGAGAGAAAGCCUGCAGGACCCUUUUCAGAUAGACGAUAGAGAGAAACUUUUGUCUAUGCUUGUGCCGGGACACAGGCUCGCGCUUGACAGGUUCUGGAAGACGGGCAUUCUGGCACCAUUCUCAUUGGAUCUCAAACCCUUCAAGUCACCGAACAGAUUAAUGUUUUCUUCUCAAGGAGAAUGGAUGGGACUUAGCAGUGACAUUAAUCCACUGCACGGGUGGGACGUCUCAGCAGUACGAACCACGGGACUUCGAUUUGGGCUCGACCCUACGGCAGACAUAAUUGGUUGUCUCUUCUUCCAUAUCAAAUCCGAGCUUCGCGAGUUCUCUUUGCGAAUGAAGGAGCUUAACAUCAACCUCCAUUUGCUGCAGUACGAUUCUCGCCUCCUCUCUAAGGGCAUCUCCAUAGGGGUCCUGCCCGCCUUCUCUGACGCCUCCUUCGACCGCAUCGAUAUUGGCGACAUGUGCGACCAGAUGGACAAUCUCGCCGAGUGCCUCGCGGACUGGGGUCCGCUCUUGAACAAAAAUAACCCCGACUCCUGUUUGUUCAUGCACUCCAAGCAAUGGCACGAAGAAUUUCCUAGUUCCAUUGCGCGCAACAAUCCUAGGGCAGCCAAAAUCCUCAUGGAGCGAUGUCAGACCAUGCCUUCUCUGAAAUCCAAGCUGAAGUCGUUCUUCAAGACACCACAGGCGCCGUCUAUCGUCCGCCUGAUGGCCUCCUUGGACGCGUUCGUAGAUCAUGAAGCCGCAUUCCUUCGCUAUUUGGAAGCCCAAGAAGCGGACGCCAUCACAGCCAGCCUCGGUCUGUGCAUACGCCAGGUCCACAGCGUACACCCAAAGAGAGUCGGAAUCCCACUCACGUCCGCGCAUCAAAAGUUGCCCAACCUCUCCAAGGAAGAGUUUUACGACCUGUUCACGAUCGGAGGCUCUGACCUUACCAUACGUUUCGCGGAGUUUGUGUUUGCUGACCUUGAGUAA
Psilocybe cubensis is the source of this 1674-nucleotide messenger RNA. RefSeq lists its product as uncharacterized. The record is from RefSeq and is a predicted model, not a curated record. Bases 1 to 1674 code for a protein of 557 amino acids. Lineage: Eukaryota; Fungi; Basidiomycota; Agaricomycetes; Agaricales; Agrocybaceae. The transcript is spliced from 9 exons.